AUGAAAGAUCCAACAACCCUAACGCCAGAUCAUCCCCCACYACCACCACCACCGCCACCGGGCUUCUCCCUCUUUCCAACCCUCAACCCACCACAAAAAACCCUAACGUUCCACCAAAUCUCCACCCUUCUCAUCACAUUCCUCGCCUACGCCGCCUUCCACGCCUCCCGGAAACCCCCCAGCAUCGUCAAGUCCGUCCUCGGCCCUGACCCCAACACAUCAAACCCCACCUCCGGAUGGCCCCCUUUCAACUCCGCCCGCGGUGCUCACCGUCUCGGCGAGCUCGAUCUCGCAUUCCUAUCGGCUUACGCUAUCGGUAUGUAUUUCUCUGGUCACGUAGGCGAUCGGAUCGAUCUUAGGGUUUUCUUAACGAUUGGGAUGAUUGGUAGCGGUGUUUUUACUCUACUUUUUGGAUUAGGGUUUUGGCUUGAUGUUCAUUUGUUAGGUUAUUUCGUCAUGAUUCAGAUUUGUUGUGGGGUUUUUCAGUCGAUUGGGUGGCCUUGUGUGGUAGCCGUAAUGGGGAAUUGGUUUGGAAAAUCGAAAAGAGGAUUGAUCAUGGGGGUGUGGAAUUCACAUACUUCUGUGGGUAACAUCAUUGGAUCCAUUGUUGCAUCAUCGGUUCUAGGGUUUGGUUGGGGCUGGGCAUUUGUGUUGCCUGCCAUUCUCAUUCUGAUUGUGGCCGUGAUUGUUUUCUUGUUUCUUGUUGUAAAUCCUGAAACUAUUGGUCUUGAGUUGCCUGAAGACGAUGAAGAAGAAGGGGUGGAAGUGAGCACUGAGGGAAUGUCGUUGGUUAACUUGCAGAAAGUAGAAUCCGAAGAAGAUGAUGAUAACGAACGAUUGGCUGAAUCUUCUUCAAACGGGGUUUCUUCUUCGGCUGCGAUCGGGUUCUUAGAGGCGUGGAGGUUGCCAGGAGUUGCACCAUUUGCAUUCUGUUUGUUCUUCUCGAAGCUCGUUGCUUACACUUUCUUGUAUUGGUUACCCUUUUACAUAAGGCACACAGCUGUUGCUGGUGUGCAUUUAUCUCAUAAAACUGCUGGAAUACUCUCGACGGUAUUUGAUAUCGGAGGAGUCAUUGGCGGGAUUUUGGCUGGAUAUAUAUCUGAUCUAAUCGAAGCUCGGGCAGUCACUUCAAUCAUAUUCUUGACGCUAUCAGUUCCUGCACUUAUUUUCUACCGUUUAUAUGGAAGCAUUUCUAUGUUUAGCAAUGUUUUCUUGAUGUUCCUUUCUGGGUUACUUGUGAACGGUCCAUAUGCGCUAAUUACAACAGCCGUUGCAGCCGAUCUUGGUACACAAAGCUCGAUUAAAGGUAAUUCUCGAGCGUUAGCCACAGUGAGUGCAAUCAUCGAUGGCACUGGUUCGGUUGGUGCAGCCCUUGGUCCACUUUUAGCCGGAUAUAUAUCAACAAGAGGAUGGAACAGCGUGUUCUUUAUGCUUAUACUAUCUCUAUCGAUUGCUGGUUUGUUAUUGAUUCGAGUUGUUAGAACCGAGAUUAAAGGGAAAGUAAACGAGGGAAAAUGGCUUCGGUUUAGUGCAAUUGCAUAUUGAGCAAGAGUUGAUCAGCCAUUCGUGUUGUAGUGUCGCCCAUGCAUAUUGUAUUUUUCUUCGGUAACCAUGGGUUUCUGAGCCAGCUUGCAUGCACUUCUACUAAUCUCAUAGUACCCUGAAGAUAACAGUCAGAAAAAUCAUCUGCAUUAGCCCUGAAACACAUUUAUUUGUCAAUUGAGCUGGCGUUUAUUCGUACCGUAAUUGGAGGCCUUUUUUGGAGCAGUU
Molecule: messenger RNA, 1770 nt
Organism: Cynara cardunculus var. scolymus (artichoke)
Lineage: Eukaryota; Viridiplantae; Streptophyta; Magnoliopsida; Asterales; Asteraceae
Product: putative glycerol-3-phosphate transporter 5
Exons: 2
Coding region: 1-1545 (514 amino acids)
Biological process (GO): transmembrane transport; phosphate ion homeostasis
Cellular component (GO): membrane
Molecular function (GO): transmembrane transporter activity
Source: RefSeq, a predicted model, not a curated record